AUGGGAUUAGGAAUCAACUUGAACUCACGUGUCACACACAUCAACGAGGAUUCCUGCGCACCAAAACAGAGUAUCCACUUGGAUCCAAAUGAAGAAAUCAAACUCAACGUUGGUGGAACAAUUUUUACAGCGAAAGUGCUUGACCUAUUGCGUAUACCAGGGACAUUUUUGGAAAGAAUGGUGGACAAAAUGUGGAAAGCGAAAAACUCCGAAACCGUUUUUAUCGAUAGGGAUCCCAGAUACUUUGGAUUGUUACUGGAAUUUCUAACAACGAACAAAAUAAACCUUCCUCGUUCCGAGGUUGAACUGGCUGCUAUUGUCCAGGAAGCUGAGUUCUUCCAGAUGGACGAGUUGAUAGCGAAAAUUAUACAUGAAGACCGUCGUUGUUUCGGCAAAGGACCUCCUUUCUUUCCCAAAGACAGGGUAGUAUGGAAAACUCGCAAUUUCUGGCGCACAUUAACCCAACAUGGUUGGAAUUUUGACGGUACUCGCAAAGCUAUUCCAUUGUGCUUCACAUAUUUCACUUUGUUUUCUCCAAAUGAAACAUGCUAUAUGUGUGGCGUUGAAACACAGAACCUACAUGGACUUUAUAAGUCGUUAUUUGAUUUUCCAAGAGAUUUCAGCUAUACUACUGGCGAAGUCGAGAAGAUCUACGGUGAUUGCUGUUGCUGUGACGUUCGCUUUGGAAAAUCCUCAUUUAUUUUCCACAUUCCGACAAAGAUGCUGCGCUUACUUGACUGA
This is a messenger RNA of Cylicocyclus nassatus, 741 nucleotides long. The record is from the annotation of a GenBank genome assembly. NCBI's taxonomy places the organism in Eukaryota, Metazoa, Nematoda, Chromadorea, Rhabditida, Strongylidae.